UUUUUUUUUUUCUUUCUUGACGAGGAAGCCGGCGAGAGUGACGAAGAGAAAAAACUAACGAGAAGAGGCAAAGCCUGUGUGGAGCAAAACGAACGAGCAGGGUCACAUUCUCUCUCUUGCCUGUCGUCUCUGCAUUGUCAGUGGAUCGAUCCUUCGGUGUCCGCUUCGUGCGCAGGUCUACUUAAAUCCAAAAUGUCUAAAGCAACAAUAGAUCUCCCUCCAAAAGGUGGAUUUAGUUUCGAUCUGUGCAGAAGAAAUGAUAUGCUAUCAAAGAAGGGUGCUAGGGCUCCGUCAUAUCGGAAAACAGGAACAACCAUUGUUGGAAUAAUUUUUCAGGAUGGAGUUAUUCUUGGAGCAGAUACUAGAGCUACCGAAGGGCCCAUAGUUUGUGAUAAGAAUUGCGAGAAAAUCCACUACAUGGCACCAAACAUAUAUUGCUGUGGUGCUGGGACUGCUGCCGAUACAGAGGCUGUGACAGACAUGGUAAGCUCGCAGUUACAGCUACAUCGCUACCAUACGAACCGAGAUUCUAGGGUUGUGACAGCUUUGACCCUCCUUAAGCGACAUCUUUUCAGCUACCAGGGUCAUGUCCAAGCUGCUUUGGUACUCGGUGGUGUUGAUAUCACAGGACCUCAUCUGCAUACGAUAUAUCCCCAUGGAUCAACUGACACCUUGCCAUUUGCUACGAUGGGAUCUGGUUCUCUGGCUGCAAUGUCUGUAUUUGAAUCAAAGUAUAGGGAAGGCUUAACUAAAGAUGAAGGAAUUAAUCUUGUUUCCGAGGCGAUAUGUGCUGGUAUAUUCAAUGACCUGGGAAGUGGAAGCAAUGUUGAUAUUUGUGUAAUAACGAAGGGUCACAAGGAAUACCUCAGAAACCACCUUUUGCCGAAUUCUGAUGUUUACGCACUCAAGAGGGAGUACACUUUUCCUAAGAAGACUGAGGUUCUGCUGACCAAAAUCACGCCAUUGAGGGAGAAAGUGGAAAUCAUUGAAGGAGGAGAUGCGAUGGAAGAGUAAUCAUCACUGGCGGUUGGAGAGGGUUGAGCUUUUCAUUGGCUCUAUUGCAGCUCCGAUGCUUCAUGAACGGGCGUGAGAUGGGCGCAUAUAAAUUCGAGUAGCUGCUAGCCUUCAAUUCAAAAGCUAGAGCGACUGAUUUGCUUGUUCAUCCUUUGCGCACUUAUGUUUUGUGUAGCACCACCUUAGUGACAUCUCAAGUUGAGCCUUGCUCGAAAGCGCUUGCUGUUUAAUGGAUUUCAUUCAGGCACGGUUUGAACUUU
Messenger RNA from Syzygium oleosum, 1274 nucleotides. Its product is annotated as proteasome subunit beta type-7-A-like. Gene Ontology annotation, molecular function: threonine-type endopeptidase activity. Bases 193 to 1014 code for a protein of 273 amino acids. Lineage: Eukaryota; Viridiplantae; Streptophyta; Magnoliopsida; Myrtales; Myrtaceae. Gene Ontology annotation, cellular component: proteasome core complex. The transcript is spliced from 9 exons. The record is from RefSeq and is a predicted model, not a curated record.